AUGAAGGAUGAAUUUUUGAAGGCGGAAGAUUUCAAUGUGAUUAUUGUUGGAUGGGGAAAUGGAGCCAAAUUUCCUGAUUACCCACAGGCUGUAUCUAAUACAAGACUUGUAGCAACACAAACAAACAGACUUAUUUUAGAAUUGGUUAAAUUGGGAGGAAGAAUGGAUCAGAUACAUUUAAUAGGCCAUAGCUUAGGGGCACACACUUGUGGUUUAUGUGGAUAUCUACUGAAAGGAAAGCUCAAAAGAAUUACAGGAUUAGAUCCUGCUGGACCAGACUUUAUUAUGUCCCCGCCUAUAGUGGUAUUAGACAAAGGCGACGCUCUGUUUGUGGACAUUAUACACUCUAAUGCCAAGUCUCUAGCAGAAGGUGGUGCUGGAAUGUUCAACUCGUCAGGCCAUGUGGAUUUCUAUUUAAAUGGUGGUAAAACACAACCUGGCUGCCAUGAUGGAUUAUCAGCUAUCUUGAAUGGAGGGGAUCUUAAGGCCGCUGUUUCAUGUAGUCAUGGUAGAUCACAUAAUGUAUUCAUUGAAUCAAUCAACUCACAGUGCCCCUUUACAUCCUACCCAUGUGAUACUUAUGCUAACUUUCAAUCUGGUAGAUGUUUAUCAUGUGGUAGGACAGGGUGUUCUGUACUAGGUUAUUAUUCAGACCAGUAUCAUGCUAGAGGCAAGAUGUAUCUUAAUACAGGCUCUAAACUUCCUUUCUGUGGUUACCAUUAUGGAGUGACAAUUGUUGGUGCCAAAACUCCAGAAACCAAGGGCUUGAUUUCUUUAAGACUGAAGGGAAAAUGGGGUGAUAGUGGUUUUGUUCCUGUAACAAAGAAAGACGAAACGUUGAAAGGGCAGGCUAUCUUUUCACAUGUUGUAGUUUCACCCGCUGAAGUUGGUGAUGUUGAAGAAGUAACUAUUAAAUAUAACAAAUUGUCUGGUUUCUGGUUCUCUAAGGGAGAAGAAUCUUAUGCUGUUGAAAAAGUCGAUGUUGUUUCCGGUGAAAAUGGCUCCCAGUAUACCUUCUGUUUACAAGAUAAAGAAUUAAAACAUGGCACUGAAGUUAAAACUGUCAAAUCGUCUGCUAAAUACAGAUGUUAA
Messenger RNA from Lottia gigantea (owl limpet), 1092 nucleotides. RefSeq lists its product as hypothetical. The transcript has 8 exons. The record is from RefSeq and is a predicted model, not a curated record. The coding region runs from base 1 to 1092 and encodes 363 amino acids. Gene Ontology annotation, molecular function: protein binding; lipase activity. Gene Ontology annotation, biological process: lipid metabolic process. Lineage: Eukaryota; Metazoa; Mollusca; Gastropoda; Lottiidae.